Molecule: messenger RNA, 3795 nt
Organism: Biomphalaria glabrata
Lineage: Eukaryota; Metazoa; Mollusca; Gastropoda; Planorbidae
Product: circularly permutated Ras protein 1-like
Exons: 18
Coding region: 140-2407 (755 amino acids)
Biological process (GO): endoplasmic reticulum to Golgi vesicle-mediated transport; intracellular protein transport; COPII-coated vesicle cargo loading
Cellular component (GO): endoplasmic reticulum exit site; COPII vesicle coat
Molecular function (GO): SNARE binding; zinc ion binding
Source: RefSeq, a predicted model, not a curated record
UAUUUACAAGAGCUAUUUAUAGAUCUAUAUGUCUAUGACUAGAGCUCAUAAGAAACAAAAAUAGAUUUUAGAGGAAACGAGAAGGUAAACACUGUAACUUCACUUUCCAGAUGAAUCGUAGAAAAAAGUUACUUGAAAGAUGAAUUUUGCAUCCAAAUAUAUUUUGACAAACGAUGAAGAGGAGUAUGAAAGUGUUUCAGAGGAGGAGUUUGAGCAAGGAAUGCAUGUCAGUGAUUCUGGAUCUAGUUCUGAGGGAGAUGAAAUUCAGGCUUUGUCUACUUCUAAUGCCAGACAAUUGGAUUCUGACUCCAAGAAAAAAAAACAUAGGAGUCAUCACUGGAAAAAAGAACUCUCUGCAGAAGGGAAGAUAAAAUGCUCUCCUUUAAAAGACAAAAGUCCAAUGAGGCCAGUGUCUUCCAAGCGCAGAUUUCAAAGAGCGCACACCAAUGUUGUGUCUGUCAACUUUAGCAGUCUUCAGGCCCCAGGAAAUAUGCACGCUGGAGAACCUGUCAUUUGUAGCAAGUGUUCAGCUAUAUUGUCUCACAUUAGUUGCAUAGAUAAUGAGAAAAAGGUUUGGAAAUGUGAGUUUUGUGAAGAACUAAUACCUUUGGAUAUUGAGCCUGAAGAAGUUCCUACCACAGAGGAUGUAACUUAUUUACUAGAGCCAGCCAUGACAACAGCUGCAAGCACAAUGUCAGGGCUUGACCAGUCACUGGUCAUUUUCUGUGUUGAUACUUCUGGCAGCAUGUGUGUUACUACUGAGAUUUCAGGCUCAAUAAAGCUGCGAGGCACCAGCCAGCUCAAAAGAUUGCAUAGUUUCAUAGAAGCUGAUGAGAUAGACCAGCGCCUUCCCUCACAGCUUGGUCAUUCUGUGACCUACAUCUCGAGAUUGCAAGCCAUGCAGGCUGCUGUUGACCACCAGCUAGGUGAAAUGGCAAAGAAUCAUCCCAAUAGACGGGUGGCUUUAAUUACAUUUAACAAUGAAGUCACUAUAGUUGGAGAUGGCACUCAAAGGGAGGUAAUCAUCUCUGGAGACAAACUGACUAAUGAAGACAUGUUGAUAAAAAUUGGUACUGAGUUAUCUCUUCCUCAAGCUAUCAAAAGCAGCAGACAUAUUCUUGGAGAAAAAGUGUACAAUCUUGAAGAAGGUGGUGCUACUGCCUUGGGCCCUGCACUGAUUAUUGCAACCAAUUUAGCUGCUCAUCAUCCUGGUUCAAAGGUUAUUCUUUGCACUGAUGGCAAAGCUAAUGUUGGGCUGGGGAAACUAGAGGAGGAGAAUACAGAUGAACAAACGGCUUUUGAUUUCUACACUAAAGCUGCCGAACAUGCUUCAGCAAAAGGUGUUACAAUCUCAGUGAUUACUAUUCAAGGAACAGACUGCAAGCUGGUGCAGCUAGGUACAUUGGCUGACAAAACUGGUGGCCAGGUAAAUAUUGUGGAUCCUCUGAAGCUUACUGAAGAAUUUGGUAACAUUCUUGCUGACCCAAUCAUUGCCACCCGAGUCAAAGCCAAAUUCAUUCUACACAAUGAUCUGUACGUGGUAGAUGAAAAUGACCCCAACAGCCAGCUUAACAGAAGUGAAUACAACGCUGGCAAUGUCAGGUGUAGUUCAACAAUAACUUUUGAAUUUGCCAAAAGAAGUAAGAAAAAAAAAGUGACAAAGGUCUCAGAAGAAAAUUUAACAGAAAAAAAUGAGACUGCUGAAAAUGAAACGGCCUCUGAGCAAGUAAGCAAUGAAACCACAACUUCUAAAAGUAAUGAGAGCAGUUUAACCAAUCAUGAUUUACCAUUUCAACUUCAAAUAGAAUAUGUUGAUAUUGAGGGGAAUAAAGCAUUAAGAGUACUGACCCGCAAAAUGCCAUCAACAACAGACAGGAAAAUCACUGAAGACAAUGCUAAUUUGGAAGUGUUAGGAACCCAUGUGGCCAAGAAAUCUGCAGAUUUAGCCCUGAAAGGACACUUUUCUAAAUCUAGAGGUCUGGCAUUGAUGAAUCAGAGACUUGCCUGGCGAAGCAGUCAUAGCGAGAGUUCCUCCACAUUGGAUCGUGCCAAGUAUAAAACUAUCUACAGCAGAAUACAGAGCAUGGAGAAUUUUGUGCAAAGAAAACAAAUGCAAGAAAUCAGUGCUUUUGGUCGUACAAGAAGUGAUAGUGAACCCAGCGAUGAGGAAACAUCUCCAACACACCUUGCCUUACCAUCAUCAUCAUCAACUUCACCAUCACAAAAGAAACAGAAAAGAAGUGUGAAGAAAAAGCUACUUGAACGCUGCUUACAAAUGGAUGAUGGGAUGGCAAAUAUGAUGUACCGAUUACGGAGUGUGGAUGCUAGUGAGUUGAGUGCUCCUAUUCCUGACAGAUCAUCUUCCAAGUCUUCAAAAAGUCUAGAUGAAAACAGCAAAAGAAAAUAAAAGUUUAAAAUAUUUGCUUUUGUAUUCAAAUCUUGAUCUUCCUGUCAGGAUAAAAUAUUUGCUUUUCUAUUCAAAUCUCGAUCUUCCUGUCAGGAUAUCUAAAUAUAGAAAAAUGUAUCAUAUUGGCAAAAUUAUAAGAUUUUCUUACUAGUAUUUUUUUUUUAUUUUAAAAAUAUAUUUCUUAAAAAAAAUUGUUAAAAAAAAGCAUGUAAAUAAAAUGUUUAUAUUUUGACCUAUUUUUAUUGACAAUUGUUUCUAGUUAAAUUUUGUUUGAAAACUAAUUAUAUCAUGUACUUUGGUCAUUACUCUUUUUUCUCUCUGAAUUCUCAUUGUUGAUUUCAAAAUGGCAGUUAGCAAACAUAUUAACAAAACAAUGUUGAUGUAUUUAAGCAUUUAUUUUCUUUUUUCUUAGAGCUAUAAUUAGUUUCCAGGUUUAAAACAUUCUGUUCUUACAGUUGUCAAGCAUGUAUAACAAAUUCGAUUUUUAAUUUUUUUCUAUUGUAGUAAAAAUAUAAUGGUAACUGGUAUUUAAAAGUUUUACUUUCAACUAAAUUAUCAUUUUAAAAAAUAUAUUAGCUCAUGGACAUUUACAGUACCCUAUCAAAAUUAACCCUUAACUUUAUACUAAAUGAAUAGACAUAAAUCUGUGGCUUGUGAUUCUUUUGGUAGUGCAGAGUAAAAACAAUAUAUUUUUACUUAGUUCAAAAUAUUGUCGUUAAGCAUUGGCCAAAGAAAUAGAAGACCUUAAUAUCAUCUGCACUACAGAACACAAGGUCUGAAAGGGGAACUUUUAUUAAUUUCACCAAGCAAUCUGACUGGGCCUAACUACAGAUGUGUUUGUUUGCAUUUCCACUUAUUUUUUUAAUGAACUUGCAUAGUGCGCUUACCUUCUAGGCAAAACAAGUCAGUGCUUUAACUUCUUACAUGCAUUUUAUGUAAAUUUUGCAUUCAAUGUGUUGCUCAGUUAGCUGAAAAAUUUAUAUUUCCUUUGUGUACAGAGUUGGUGGUGCCACUCAAAUUUCAUUUGAUAAUAUUUUAUGAUUCACAACUUUGCUGCUUGAAGACAUUUUUAAUGGUCAAUUUUCUAUCGUCUUUAUUUCUCAGAUGUGAACUACAUCAUCAUUGAGCCUUGAAAACAAUUUUCAUAAGAAACUUUCAUUUUUUUCCCAUGUGAUUCUGAUUACAUUCUAUACACUCAAAACAAAUGUUCAAAUUGUGAUUGUAAUUGUGAUACUUGGCACAUAAUUUUUUUUUAUAUUUCUUUUAUUUGUACAUACAACCCUACGAAUCUGCUGCAAGCAUUUGAUAAAUUGUAUACUCUUAUUUAUAAAAGCAUUUUUUUGUCAUAAGCUAAACAUUUUCAUUAAUAAAUUAUUUAUGAAAUUGAA